Molecule: messenger RNA, 4932 nt
Organism: Pocillopora verrucosa
Lineage: Eukaryota; Metazoa; Cnidaria; Anthozoa; Scleractinia; Pocilloporidae
Product: VWFA and cache domain-containing protein 1
Cellular component (GO): voltage-gated calcium channel complex
Molecular function (GO): voltage-gated calcium channel activity
Source: RefSeq, a predicted model, not a curated record
CGUACACGAGGAAGGGAAUCUCAAAAUGGUUUCUGUCCACAGCGCUCGCGGUCUAAUUAGACGUCAGAUUGUGCUGAUAUUCCUUACGUUCUUGUCGUUCUCAUCCAAAGCUUAUGCAAGUCUUUUAAUCGAACCCUCUUUCAUAGGACAAAAGCUACAAACCUUUGCGAAGGAGGGCCUCGGUGUUGACGAGAUGCAGGAGUAUUUUGAUAGCCUCAAAUACUACGAACGAGAAUUGCGAGGAACCAAUAUCGUUCCUCUGGCAAAUAAACUCAGGGAUAUCUUCAAGGCAAGAUUUACUAUCGCAGAGCGGCUCAAAAAAACUGUCGAACAUGCUUACGGCACGACAGAGGAACCCUUUCCAGAGUGCUGUAAAUUCGACAAAUCUACACUAAAGUAUGAUGUGAGGUUCCGCUCUAAAGUAAAUCUUAACAGUAUGUGUUUGAAGAUCGCUGGAACUGCUCCAAAAAAUCCAAUACAUCUAGACAGGACGAUUUUGAAGGAAAUGAAAGACAUCUCAGAUGAAUAUCCUUCAGUCAAGUGGCAGUAUUUUGGAUCAGAACAGGGUGUCAUGACAAACUUUCCAGCGUAUGACGACCCUGUAAAGUGUGACGGUUAUGACCCUCGCUUCAGACCAUUUUAUGUGGAGACUGCUACGCCUGAAGCUAAAGAUGUGGUGCUCGUGAUUGAUACAAGCUUUUCUAUGGUCGGAGACAAACUAGAUACAGCUAAAGAAGCUGCGAAAACCGUGCUGGAUACAUUGAACCCCAAAGACCAGGUUGGUAUCGUGUCAUUUGUUGACAAAGUGGAAACUCCAGACCGUGAAAACUGCUACAGUAAACAACUCGCCCUUGCAAUACCUCCAAAUGUAAGAAACAUGAAGUACUUUGUGACAAAUCUGGCAGCCUCCAAUGGGUUAACGAAGUUUAAACCAGCCUUUGAGAAAGCGUUCGACCUACUGCAAGGAUCAGUAGCCAGAGGCUCGGGAAAAAAAAGGAAAAGGGUCAUCUUAUUUCUCACGGAUGGAGCUCCAACGGAGCCAAACGAAAUCAAAGAUUUAUUUGUCACAAUAAGAGACAGGAAUGUGGAGCUUAACAACUCCGUCAUCAUUCUAACAUAUGGAUUCAAUAAAAACCAAGAUGACAUUCUGAUCCACAUUGCCAACCAAAACGGGACAAAAUAUGGCGUUGCGGCAAAUACAUCUGUUGGAGACGUAGCGCGUGGAAGUUACACCUACAUAGAAGACAUCAGAACGCUGAGAAGUAAAAUGGCUACUUAUUAUGACCUGUUUGCUGAACAGUUUAGUCAACCAAUUGUCUCUGUUCCGUAUGUUGAUGCUUGGGGAACAGGACUUCUGGUAUCUAUCACCAUAGCUUGCUAUAACCAUGGAAAGUUCAUAGGUGUUGCUGGAACUGACAUUAACAUUGAAGACCUAAUGCCUGACUUCACCAAAUAUUUCAAGCAAGGAAGAACCACUUAUACUUUUAUGAUCACUAAAUCUGGAAGGACCCUGAUCCAUCCACUCCUCCCAGCACCAGCUGACGCUUAUGGGGAUCCUAUUUAUAUGGACAUAAGGAACCUUGAGCGACCAGAGGCAGACUUCAAGGAAGUCUUUGAAUCAAUGACGAACGGCACAAAAGGGUCUAAAUCAUUCAAAGCCACUCGCUAUUUACCAAAAGGAGGUGUUACUUUAGAUGGAGUCACGGAGACGUCUAUUGAUUCAACUUACCACUGGUAUCCUGUGUUAGAGACGGAAUUUUCAGUUUGUGUUGUUAUACCUCCCUCUUUAAAGAAUGAUGUGUUAAGACCUCUGCAGAUCCCACAUGGCUACACAUUCACGUAUCACAGAAUCGACCUGUUACCGCCGAAGAAACUUUGCUCAUAUUUUGGUAAUAUCACAGCUAAAGACACCACCGUUGUGAAAUUUGCCCCCGAUGCCUUCUUAGACCCGUACACGUAUAUAGGAUCACAGGAGACCAAUGUAACUGUUCUGUCACUUGGCAACUAUAUGACGAAACGACCUGGUAGCGAGUCAUACUCCAAAUUAAGAAGUGGUAUACGAGAUUCGGUGACUGCUACUUGGAAACUGGAUGAUAUUUGGUUGCGCAGUAAAACAAACUUCACACAGUACGUGAUCUGGAGGUACAUAGGUACAGCUAACGGUGUAUUCAGACAAACUCCUGGUGGAGCCUUGCUAAAAAAUUACGAUCCAAGAAAGAGACCAUGGUAUAACACAGCCUUACUUCAUCACGGAUUACUCACGCUUACAACACCGUAUUUGGAUGUGGGAGGGGCUGGAGAGGUCAUAACUGCAGCCCGUGCCUUAUUUCACGGUGAAUCAAAUCACUUGUAUCGGGCUUAUGAUGAAGCACUUGGUGUAUUGGGGGCAGAUUUUCCAUUGAGGUAUUUUUACAGGCUGCUUACUGAUGCUUACCCCAAAUGCAGAGAAACUGAAGACUACUCGUGCUUUAUAAUAGACGACGCUGGUUUCUUGGUCAUGCACGAGGACUUUAUGGUCCCCUCGGCCUCAGAAGAAGGUGGAGUCGAGAAUGUGCAUAUAACCGAAAAAGAGAAACAUAUAGCACUACACAUGUUCCAAAACGGAUACUUGAAGAAAAAGGAAUGUCGCAAACUGGAAGACUUACAGAUGCAAACAUUUUAUGAAGUCACUUUACCAAAUGGUGGAGUCGAUGCGCUCGACAAUGUUGGGGGCUGUAACCGAUACCAACUCGGAAAAAUUGGAGGAACAAACGUGUAUUUAGGAAUUUCUGUCAAAGACUCGAUCUGUUCUUCACAAGCCGAAUGCACCUGUUCCUCCGGCAAACAGUGUCUAAACCCAUCCUCCUGUGAAUGUCCAUGUCACUCCAAGCUUGCUUUUCGGUAUUGUCUUGGAGAGUUUCCCAAUAGCAGUCUUCCCAUUUGCCCAGCACUGGGACCAAAACAAGCAGAUUUUGAUUCAUUUUCUACUCUUAAGAGUGAAAAAUGUCUUGAAAAAUGCUUUGAUCCUCAUUGUGGAGAGAAGGAUGAGCAAAGAACAUGUGAUGGACUGGUAAGCUGUUAUUGGUGCAAGAAAGACAAAGACGGUAUAUCGUUGUCAAAACCUUACUGCGGCACCUCAGAAAAAUGUUUCAGAGGAACAGAAAAUCCGGUUGAUAGAGAUGAUGAGCAAAAUGACAAAAUUUGCCAACCCUCAACAGAUCGUGGAUCUAAAGGUUUAUCGGUGGCUGCCUCUGUUGGAAUUUCCAUAGGAUGUGUAUUUGCACUUUUGAUUCUGAUUGGAAUUUAUAAGGUUGUAAAGUGUCACCAAAAUACAGGACCACGCCCUGUGAGGACGUUUUCCACACAAAAGAGCGCUGCAGCUCAGUUAACCGACCAUGAAAUGUCCCAUGGGAACCAAGGACACGAUUACGAGGAUCCCAGAGAUCUUAUGAUGCCACCCGGGCCACCCUCAUACAAUGAAGUGCUACGACAACAAAACCCAAGUUACAGUCCUCCGUUGCCCACCAUUCCUGAAUCAACUGAUCCUGCCCACGUACAACCGGUCAUUCCCGGGAGGAACGCGGUCAGGAAACAAUCGGUGUACAAUCCUCCUCCUGUUCCCCUGACAAGGAGACCAUCUGGUGCCAUAGAACAUCCGGGAUUGUUUCAGCAUGGUGUUCAACCGGCAAAGAACAUGAAAAGAAAGUUUUCUCUUGACAGUUCUGGAGUUCUGACGUCUAAUGAAAGUCCACCACCGUUAGCUCCCAGAGCAAGAGGUUUUUCUCAUAUCACCCCCCCCAUAUUAGCCCAUGUUCCUGAACUGUCCACUGCCAGUCUUCCACAAAAAUCUAACGAAGCAGGGGAGUUAAUGUACAGCAACACAAUAUCUACAGCCAGAGCUGCACGAGCACUACGUGAAGAAGAAAAGGAAGAUGAAGAUACCAACGACGAUCUUGGCUAUGUAGAAUGUAUUCAUGCUCGGAAUGUCGCUGGGGAGCCGCAAGCAAUUUAUGCUAAGGACUCAAAAUUGUAACAUUCAUUGCGGAUAUUGUAAUGUAAUUUGACUAAGAUAGGAAGUUUUUCUCAGUGUGCAUGAGAGAUUUUUGUGAUCAAUUUAAGCCAUGCAUGCGUUAGUACCACGAUCAUCAUUUAUCUACGGGCGUUAAACGCAAAACGAUAACAACAAGCUGUUUUUUUGGGGACUUAAAGAUAGACAGUGUUGCAGAGGCUAGAUUUAAGCAACUUUGCAGUGCUCAGUGCUAAUGAGAGAUCACCACGGAAUUGUUGAACCCACUUGGGUCCACAUAUUCUGUACCUAUACAAAAUGUGAACUGACUUGAAGCCUUAUUGAAUAAUCAUGUAAAACGAUUGCUCUUGAUAAAAAUGUCGAAGUUAUUAACCUUUAAUUUACAUUUCAUGAUAUUUCUAUUUAAUAGCUUUAACCUCCUCGAUUAGAAGGAUCCGUUUUGAUUUAAAAAUGAGACUUUCUUGCAUUCUACCUCUCUACAACUUCUACUACUUAAACUACUACUACUACUACUACCACUACUACUACUACUACUACUACUACUACUACUACUACUACUACUACUACUACUACUACUACUACUACUAUUACUACUACUACUGUAAUAGUGUAGUUAGAUCAUUCGGGUGAGCGUAGUCCUGAGAAGGACUGUUGUCGGUAGUGGUGACUCUACUACUACUACUACUACUACUACUACUACUACUACUACUACUACUACUACUAUUACUACUACUACUGCUGCUGCUGCUGCUGCUGCUGCUGCUGCCGCUGCUGCUGCUCCUCCUACUGUUUCUACCACUCUCAGUGAUAUCGAUUAGAGUAAAAGAGUUUCUUGAUACAGGCUGUAUCAGUCUCUAAAAGCUGUUUUCAACGUGAAACCUGUGUAUCAUUUAUAUCUUCCCCUCGCGCUGUGUGUUCUAAUAAAG